AUGUACUUCGCAUUUGCUGCGACAGUGGCGAUACCGUUCAGAGGACAACCAUGUAGGGGCAUAGCAAAGCAGUCGGGCCUUCACCUUUCUAAAGUCCAAUUACCAGCACGUUCGACGCUCCCACGGCGUUAUCAAUCAGCAAGUUCUCCACGACGCGCUUCUGAAUGCAAGGCUACGCUCAGUUUUCAUCUCAAGAUUGCGGCGGGUGUCACACUCGUUUAUCAAACAGUAUUCUACAUUUGCUCUGUCUACUUCAAAACGGAACGGCUCGUCGAUUUGGCAGGCACGAGCAACAUUGCAGUGCUCGCAUUGCUCUCGCUACGCGUCAGUAGGUCGCUUUCUGCAAGACACCUUCUUGUUUCGCUUGGUAUCACCGUAUGGGCGCUGCGUCUGGGUACAUUUUUGGUCGGGAGGAUAGCCAAGUGGAGGCAUGAUCGUCGUUUCCAUCAAAUGGCACUGGAACCGGUGCGCAUGGUGCAGCUCUGGUCUUUCCAAGGAAUCUGGGUGUGGAUGACGGCGCUCCCAGCCUUGGCGCUCAGCACCGCACGUACAACACCGUUGGCGUGGUCUGACCCGCUAGCCGUCGCUUUAUUCUUGCUUGGCCUGACGCUCGAGGCCGUUGCUGACGCACAGAAAGAAGGGGCGCGCAAUGAGAAAGGAUGGCCGGAACGUGGCCUUUGGCGUCUCUCUCGUCAUCCAAACUACUUUGGCGAAAUCAUGAUCUGGACAGCACUCUAUGUAGGAGCAGCCCCUGCUCUACUGGGUGCUGGCCACAUUGCGAUCCUUUCGCCCGUUGUAGUCACGUGCCUGAUCAUGUUCUUGAGCGGGGUUCCUAUCCUGGAGAAUAGUGCCAACAGCAAAUUUGAGACUGACCCCGAGUACCGAGACUACAAGGCGAGGACGAGUGUACUGAUCCCGUUUCCUCCUAGAUUGUAUGAGAGACUCCCAUUAAGUCUCAAGAGGACUCUUUUUCUUGACUUCCCGAUGUACAAUUCCACACUGAAAAAAGAGGGGUAG
Chondrus crispus (carragheen) is the source of this 1017-nucleotide messenger RNA. RefSeq lists its product as hypothetical. The transcript has a single exon. Gene Ontology annotation, cellular component: membrane. The record is from RefSeq and is a predicted model, not a curated record. Gene Ontology annotation, molecular function: oxidoreductase activity, acting on the CH-CH group of donors. Gene Ontology annotation, biological process: lipid metabolic process. Bases 1 to 1017 code for a protein of 338 amino acids. NCBI's taxonomy places the organism in Eukaryota, Rhodophyta, Florideophyceae, Gigartinales, Gigartinaceae.